UUUUACCUGCAAAGCGUGUGUGCUGCAUAAGCCACAUUAUUAUUAUUAGUUGUACUUAACAAAAUACACAUAUUUAUACAGUAAUUUUGUGUGGGAACUGCGAUGUUUGCGGGCAGAUCGAGGAUGAGGCUUACGAUUGAUUUGUGGCGGCUGUGGUCCGCAUGCGGUUUGCUAAUACUGCUGUUGCUGUUGCAUUUGUGCGCGGGAUGUUCGACACCUCCUGGCUAUCAGCGUUCGUCGCAUGCCAACUCUGACAACCGAAAGACGGGCCCUGGCUGUGAUGAACGACCUGCUGGAGGAGGCGAUGCUGAACAACCGACAGGACGACCGCGUCAUAUUGACGCAGCUGGCUCCAAGCGACGCCGUGACGAAUAGCAUGGUAUACCGACCACGACUAGGGGAAGAUGCCACGUUCCGAUGCGAUGUGCCAGCUGGCAGUGACUGGCGCGCCGUAGCCUGGCUUCACCAGGACCGCACCGUCUACGAAGCCGGCCGACCGCUGCCGGUGGAGGACGUCUCGGGACAGGCCUACAACUUCACUCGCUCUGACGACAUCCUCGUUCUCAUCGUCCUGAACGUCACCAUGCGCUCCGGCGGCUCCGUGCAGUGCAUCACCGCGCCGGCCAGCAGUUACACCGCCCAGCGGCGCGUUCUCCAGAGAUAUAUGCUGUUGCCGCUGAUCACGCGUCAUAGCGACGUCUUUGCCUUGCACGACGGGCCGUACAUGACCGCCACGGAGGGCGAUCACGUUGUUAUCCCUUGUAGGAUCCGACUGCCCUUGCCGGAAGCUAUUCUCAUGAAUCUGCACAACCACUUGAUGUGGCGUCACAACGGCCGGCUAGUCUACGGUCCGGCGGAGGCACCGUACGGGCGGCUCCUGCCCACCAAAGGCCUGGCACAAGCCGACCGCCCACGGGGCGCCGUACGCAUGCAGCCCCCCAAUAGUCCAGGAAUGCUGCAGCGCCGCACACUGACAUUUGAAAGCGUCGCACUGACGGAUGGCGGAUAUGUGCAGUGCUUCUUCCGUCCGCACCGGGACCUACAUGAGUGGAUAUUCCAGACUACAGAGCUAUUUAUUUUCGAGAAAAAUCGUAGGCCCUAACACGGGGGUGUCUUGGUCACAAAUACAUGUUUUUUCUUUUUUCUCCAAUUUUGCCAUUUGGUGUACGUAAAAGUGCUCGGAGUCGAAUCCCGCAGGCAUCCAUCAGUUGAUUGCUUGACCGAGUCGGGGUGGGUAAAGCGACACUUGUA
Molecule: messenger RNA, 1251 nt
Organism: Paramacrobiotus metropolitanus
Lineage: Eukaryota; Metazoa; Tardigrada; Eutardigrada; Parachela; Macrobiotidae
Exons: 2
Coding region: 242-1102 (286 amino acids)
Source: RefSeq, a predicted model, not a curated record